AUGGGUGCCUCGGAGUCCAAGCUGGUCUUCAAGCAGGGGAUUUUCCGUCUGUCAGAAGAGAGGGAUAUUCCUGGUGAUGAUCCGUACUGGGCAAGGUUCUGGGAGCUCCCCGAGUCGACGGAGGAUGUCUUCAGCCUGUUCACCCCGGCCGAUAUCCGGCGGACUCGCGAUCAUGCCAUUAUGAAUUUCGAAACGCUCUUGUUAUCGGUGACGUCUCGUUUGAUGAUUCUGAAAAACCACCCUUCCUUCCCGGAUCCCGAACUUGCUCCCGACCGUGACGCUCUCAACUGCAUUCGCAUCCUUACCCGCAUCCUCCCCUUCAUUUACGAGGCCGACUAUCUGGAAGAAUGGGAAGACAAAUUUUUCUGGGGUCGUCGCAGGAGAAAGACGAGGGAGGCUCAGGUGGCGGCCGAGGUGCUCUUUGAUGAAGCCCAGGCGGAGGAGACGCGCGAUCAACCCCGAGCCAGCGAGUACGAAGACAAGAAACCUUUGGCAGAAGAAUUGAUCGAUACUUUGUUGGAUCUUCUCUUUUUCACCGACUUCACCAUCCCGAAGCUGCCGACGGCGACAAACAAAGUUUCGUAUUCCAUCUGGCAGAGUGGUGUUGGGUGCAAUACUUCCAUGGGCUCUAGCAAAGAACUGGAGAGCAAUCGCUGUGAGGUUCUUCGGCUAUUGCUGACUAUAACAGGGAAGGCUAUGUAUAUGCCUUCUGGAUUACUCCCCGUGCAAGGCGUGAAAGCCAUUACGUACAUCACGACGUCCUCCGACAAGCAAGCGGUGCUGACCUUGCUUUGCUCCCUGCUGAACACGGCUGUCAAAUACAACCCUGCUUCCUGGCGAGUCCCAUAUGAUCACGUUGUGUGGAAAGACCCGAAGCAAAUAUUGGUCAUAUACUGCCUGCAGUUUCUUCUUGUCCUCCUGUUAUAUCCAGUUCCCGAGGAUGGACGUGGCAGUCCGCCCAAGAAUUACCACCGCCAUUACUUUGGAAGGCUUCACCGGCCGCAGGAUUUCCAAUUUCUUGUUGACGGCAUGACGAGAAUUCUGAACCAGCCCAUGCAAGCGACAAAUUCUUACCUCCCUGGUAGCCAGAAAACCGUCAAAUGGGCGCCGGAGAUGUUGAUGCUCUUUUGGGAAGCCCUGCAAUGCAAUAAACGGUUCAGGUCGUUUAUCAUUGAUUCGAAGCGGUCGCAUGAUUUCAUUAUCCUCUGCAUAUUCUACGCCAUAGAAUACAAAUCUGACCCAUCCAAACAAGGCAUGGUUCGAAUGUGCAUCUUCAUCCUCCAGACUAUGAGCGUUGAGCCCAACUUUGGGAAGAGCUUGAACGUGAAGUUCGAAGCCCAGGAAACUCUUCCUCCCAGCAUUCGCAUUCCGGGAUUCAAAGGGUCCUAUGCCGACUAUCUUAUCAUGUCCGUGCAUACUUUGAUUACCGGAAGCAAAGGCAAUCUAAAUGCUGUCUACCCGGCGCUGCUCGCAAUCAUCAACAACAUCGCGGCCUACGUAGAGAACCUGUCGCCAGCGGCAUGUUCGAAACUAUUGCAGCUCUUCGCAUCGAUGUCCGCACCUAGUUUCUUGCUCGCCAACGAGUCAAACCACGGCCUUCUUUCAUCCGUCCUAGAAUCUAUCAACACGAUUCUGGAGCAUCAGUUUACCAAAAACCCCUUCUUGGUUUACGUCAUCCUGAAGCACCGACGACGCUUCGAGGCAGUUCGGGAGUUUACACUCGAGAGCGGACAGCAAGAAAUCGAACGCCAGAAUGAGAGACGAAAGGCGGAGAAUAGUUCCAACGAGGCCGUGUCUAGCCCCGUCCUGUCGGCGUCAGAAGAAGACCCUCACGCUUCUUCCGGCGCGCGAUCGCCGUUGGGUCGCAUCCCCGAAGAAAACAGUCCUUUCGCUAUAGGCGGAGAUGACGAUUCUGAGGACGAGCAAGAAGGACAAAAAACACCGGCACAUACGUCUCCAUCUGUCCAGAGCUCGCGAAGACCCUCCAUCUCUUCCGUCGUGGAUGAAAGUGUCCCUCUACAGUUACGAGGCAUGUCGGAGAAGGCCAGAGGAAAGAUGCCCGCCGGCCAGCCAGCAUUUUCUCGGCAAAAUAGUAUGACUAGCCAAAGCAGCAUGUCAGCGGCACUCUUGACAUCUCCCAACGGGUUCACGCCGACUGCAGCGUGGCUCGAGUCCUGGUUGCCAGAACUUCCACUACACACGAUCCUGACUCUCAUCUCGGCCAUCACGCCUCACAUCCCCGAAUCUGCUUUCCAAGCGUCUUCAAGCCCGGAGGCCCGCACCCUGAUCGACAAUCUGCCUUCGUUUGCCGAAGACCCGGCCAUUCACAACAUUAUAUCCGAACCUGCUCCGGUGCGUGUCCAUUCAUUCGAAUGGUCGGCGCUCUCCAUGGGCUGGUAUGAGUCCUUGCUCUGGGGAUUCAUUUUCUCGAGCGAGAUGGUCGUCGGCUCCGCGUCGGGCGCAACCCCCGGCACCGUUGGAGUGUGGAACGGAACUGGGAUUAAACUGUUCAAGGUCCAGGAGGCUGCAGCCCAGGGGCCCACGUUGCUUGCGCCGAAGGGGGCGGUGGAUGCCGUUGGAAGCAACCUGGUGCAGCGGAUUGGGAACCUCAGUCUUCGACGCACGAGCACGCAGGACUCACAGGCCAACUCUCGGCCAGCGUCGAUUCGAGAAGUCUAACUAUUUUCUUUCUCCCAAGCGCUCACUCCAUCUCUGCUGGUCGAACUGGGGUGUAUUCGUGUGGUUCCAAGAACAUAGCUUGAUUUAUAAUGAUUUCCUUCGUCUACAUGAUACCUGAUAGGCGUUUUGCAAUUGAGACGAUACUUUUUGUGCUCUUUGGUCGGACAUGGCCUACCUGGGCGGGCUUUCCGUUUGAUUUUAUUUCGUUUCAAUUCGUUUCCUUAUCACACUAUUCUUUUGCAUGCUCAAUUGUUCAACCGCUAUCCUAGUAGACCAUAGCCCUAGUAAAUUCCAUAAUAUAUUAGAGACC
Molecule: messenger RNA, 2989 nt
Organism: Aspergillus melleus
Lineage: Eukaryota; Fungi; Ascomycota; Eurotiomycetes; Eurotiales; Aspergillaceae
Product: Hid1 family protein
Exons: 8
Coding region: 1-2679 (892 amino acids)
Cellular component (GO): Golgi trans cisterna; Golgi medial cisterna; membrane
Source: RefSeq, a predicted model, not a curated record